This is a messenger RNA of Dermacentor andersoni, 553 nucleotides long. RefSeq lists its product as uncharacterized. NCBI's taxonomy places the organism in Eukaryota, Metazoa, Arthropoda, Arachnida, Ixodida, Ixodidae. The record is from RefSeq and is a predicted model, not a curated record.
UUUACUUUCUCGAUACAGCGGGGUGCCUUACGUGGAAAGAACCGGAAACUUUUCUUCUAUAUGCCUCUCCGUCUUGGAUCUUCAGUGGUCCCCAAGGCAAUCCCCAUCCGUUCGCCGGCCUUCGCGGUGAAGAUGUGGAGGAUUGACUUGACAACUACGACCGGGGACAAGUGGAUCAGCCUGGGAACGGUGGCGUGGAUUUUGGCCUAUCAAGUUAUUAGCAAUAGCUUUGUGGCCAGCGGCAACAGUGCCUGGCUGAACACCCUAAGUGAGCUUCACCCCAAACCACCUAUGGCUUCAUUUUGGAACGUGUACCGGCUGUCCUCACCGUAUGUAAAAGAGAUCUGUCUCUUACCUCUGACCAUGCUGUCAAAUAAACUGGAGUUGCGUGCCAAAAUUUUUUUCUUCAUCGUCCUAUAGCAAUACAAUUCAGUAAAUUCUGGUGUUUUCCGUGCCGAAACCACGAUAUGAUUAUGAGGCACGCAUUAGAGGGGCACUCCGGAUUAAUUUUGACUACCUGAGGUUAUUUAACGUGCAUGCAAUGCACUGGGCA